ACAAGUUUAGAAAUCUGUCAGUUAAAGACACUGUUAAACCSGCUGUUUUCAUACCGCCAGCCGAGCUGUAAUUCCCAUGGCUGUAGAGCCGUAUUAUAGCGUGUUUGUCUUCUGGCUUAUUGUUUUGCUUCUGAUUGGAGACGAGAUUCAAGCACGUGAGAUUGUCACCAACAAAGAUAGCACAUUUGUAGUCGCCUUCCCUGCCCAAGAACCAAGCGCCGAAUCUAAAGGUUCAAACAAACUCUUCCUGACUUCAGACGAAGACGCUUAUGCACUGAUAACGAUCCCUUCGAUGAAGKRGGCURACARGUUCGUGACACUGCGUCCGGGGGGGACCAUGAGAGUCGAACUCCCUGGUAGUGUAAGAAUGACCAGUAAAACAGGCCUGGGGCCGAAGAAAGGAAUUAACAUUUUCUCCAAUUCAUCCAUCUCUGUGUACGGAGUCAGCAUGGUACAACAUUCCAGCGAUGGAUUCCUGGCGCUUCCAUUGAGUCUCCUAUCGCUAGGCAACGAAUACAUGGUUGUCACUUAUAAACCUGUUAUGAACUCCUUUGUCAUGGUAACAGCAAAACAUGACAACACCGAUGUCACCUUUCAUCUAAAGUUGUCAGGUUCUGGGGAGGUGAAUGUGGAGGGGCUAAAGUAUAAAAAUGGAGAUAACUUUUCAGUCUCUUUACAAGCKCUAGACUCAUUUCAGUUACUGGCGGACGACCUCGCUGGUUCCUUAACCGGAACUAGAAUUACAUCAACUAAAACAUUGUCAGUUUACUCGGGCAAUGACUGCGCCAAUAUUCCCGAGAAAAGUCGGAGCUGUGAUCACUUGUUAGAGCAAAUGACACCUAUUGCAACUUGGGGAAAUGUCUUCUUGGUUAAGUCAACGGCCUAUCGAGGAGCUGGCGAUGUUUUCUACAUCUUAGCAUCACAAGACCAAACCAAGAUUACAAUAGAACUUCAGAAACCAUUUUACACCACGAUCAAUGCCAGCCAGUUUUAUGAAUAUCAGUCGAAUCCUGGGGCGAGCGUUGUGAUUCGUACAAGCAAGCCUGCGCUAGUGGUACAGUUUGGUAAAUCUCACUCGGUUGACAAUUCAAAGUUCGCGCCAUUCAUGAGUAUUGUACCACCUAAUGACCAAUGGUCAAACGACUAUACAMUUGUAGUACCUACUGCUGCCUCUGGAGCUCAAGGGGCGCCGAGUCCGUUUAAGUGCUUUGCCAACCUUUUCGCUGAGACUCGACAAACGAAAGAAAUCGAAUCAAAACCAGVCGUUAAUAUUGCAUGGCAACCCAUUCCUUUCUCUUUGUAUUCAUCGGCUACAGUGAACUUAACUUCAGGCCAGUACCGUUUAUAUCAUAAAUCGCCUUUGAAGUUUUUUUCGGCUAUGUUCCUUUGUAAUGCGGACUAUGAAGCCUAUGGUUUCCCUGCAGGCUUAAGAAUCUUUCGACGCUCUUCGAAAUGUCAAUAUCCGAAUAUGAUCCCUGCGGAUCGAAGAGACAACGAUUGCGACGAUCGUGCAGACGAAGAGUUAUUGAAUGGUAUAGAUGAUGACGGAGAUGGAAAAUUUGACGAAGAUUUAGCCACGCCUAUACCUGUAUUGCAAGCGCCAGGCAAUGUUGUGGAAAGCCGAUGUUAUGAGCCUAUGUAUCUAUCAAGAAUAGCGAGCACCCCGCCUUAUAUAGCCUUCGGAAUGUGCAACAUUCGAGGCGAUUUAAAGAUAGUAUACAGGGACGUCUCUUUAUCAAGUCAAGGGUGUUAUGCGCGCAAAAACCGUACAUGGACAUUAACCGAUGGCUGUCUAAAUACAAUACGACAAAGCCAGAUUGUUAGUACUUACCUGAAGGAGCCUUUAAUGGUAGAAUUCCCACGCUUUAUCCCGUCUGAAAGUUGUAAUUAUUAUAACCUGGGUCAUAAUUAUGACUCAGGUAAGCCUACCAUAGUCUCAAAUUGUCCAGGAAAUCUGACUAUUACCCAUCAUGACGUUGGGUGGGAGAAUAUGCCAAAAUGCAGCUACACACACUCCGUGUCGGUGAAUAGGACAUGGAUUGUAACCAAUGGUUGUACCACAGUAACCGGUGUUCAGAUUAUAACGUUAAAGCUACAAGGUCAUCGUCCAUAUGUAAAAGUACAAAAUCAACCAGUUUUGUCAGCCRCUGGGAAGAACAUCACCCUGGGAUGCRAGGUCAGCGGUGGAGCUCCUAAACCUACSGUCACGUGGGUAAUGCCUGACGGGCAAACCGUCAACAAGACCAAUUCCAUUCAUGAUAUCGARGUCCUGGAUGAUUUAAGUAAACGGCACAGAAUUAAGAGUGUUCUGGACGAUAAUUCAUUGUUGAUCGCAGGGACUCGCGUCCGAGAUACUGGCAUUUAUCGAUGUGUUGCCAACAACCCUCUUGGKAAAAGUACGGGUACAGUGAAUGUUACGAUACAUGACGACCUUAUCGAUGUAGAUGCCAGUGUAACUAUUAAAGACUUAAAGUUUAAUCCAAACUUAAAUAAACCCAUCCUGGAUGAAGAAUUAGACCACGAAAUAAUCGAACUCAAGAGAAAAAUAAAAAANUGCUGA
This is a messenger RNA of Exaiptasia diaphana, 2560 nucleotides long. RefSeq lists its product as uncharacterized. The record is from RefSeq and is a predicted model, not a curated record. NCBI's taxonomy places the organism in Eukaryota, Metazoa, Cnidaria, Anthozoa, Actiniaria, Aiptasiidae. The transcript has 4 exons. Bases 77 to 2560 code for a protein of 827 amino acids.